AUGAAGCGUCGCUUAGGAGAAUCCUUUUCAAAGCUGUUCGCAAACCCGUCGCAUAGUAUUCGCGAAGCAUGCGACCAAUUCGGACGGCUUGCAGCGUCUGUCACGAUUACUGCUACAGUCCUGUCAUCUGCCAUGCCGGCAUACGCUGGUGCGGUGGUGGCACCGCCACGUAAGCUUAUGGCGGAUGAGCUGGCGACUGUGAAGCUGUUCAAUGACAACACCGCGUCCGUCGUGUACAUAACGAACCUCGCCACUAGGAAGGACGCGUUCACACUGGAUGUGAUGCAGGUGCCUCAGGGGACAGGGUCAGGCUUCUUAUGGGACACGGAAGGCCAUGUGGUUACCAACUUCCACGUCAUCAGGCGCGCCACUGACCUCAGAGUGACCUUAUCGGACCAGUCAGUGUACGAGGCGACAGUGGUGGGAGCGGAUCCCAACAAGGACGUGGCAGUGCUGCACAUUGAUGCGCCCCCUGAGAAGCUAAGACCGCUGCCUGUAGGCUCCUCCUCGGACCUGCUGGUCGGCCAGAAGGUCUUCGCCAUCGGCAACCCCUUCGGACUGGACCACACACUCACAACAGGAGUCAUCAGUGGAUUGCAGCGCGAAAUAACAUCAGUAACGCGACGCCCCAUUCAGGACGUGAUUCAGACUGAUGCUGCCAUCAACCCUGGCAACAGCGGAGGGCCUCUCCUCGACUCCAGCGGCACCCUCAUCGGCAUCAACACCGCUAUUUAUUCGCCAUCUGGCGCAUCCUCAGGCGUUGGAUUCGCUAUCCCUGUAGACACAGUGAGUGGCAUCGUGGAGCAGAUCAUAGAGUACGGGCAGGUGACACGGCCGGCGCUCAACCUGGCCUUUGCACCGGAGCAGCUGGUGGAUCAGCUCGGCAUCUCGGGGGUGCUCGUGCUGGAAGUCAACCCCAACGGCGCUGCUGCCAAGGCUGGCCUGCGCCCAACGUCACGAGACAGCUUUGGGCGGCUAAUGCUGGGGGACAUCAUCACGGCCAUUGAUGGCAAGCCCAUCUAUUCCGGCUCGGACCUCUACAAGAUCCUGGACAAGUGCCAAGUUGGCCAGACCGUUGAUGUACAGCUGCUGAGAGGAAACGAGGAAGUUGUUGUGCCCGUCACUCUGGACGGGCUCAGCGGGUGA
This is a messenger RNA of Closterium sp. Naga37s-1, 1146 nucleotides long. The record is from the annotation of a GenBank genome assembly. Lineage: Eukaryota; Viridiplantae; Streptophyta; Zygnematophyceae; Desmidiales; Closteriaceae.